AAUCUACCCGUUUUCUUCUCCGAUGUUUCGUGUCAUGAGAAAACUUCAUGCAGCCAUGGCUCCCAAACCCAAAGAAAACCCUAAAACCUCGAAUCCAGCAAUCGAAGAUCUCUUCUCUUCCCUCAAUAAACAUAUCAAGGGAUCACAUAUCCAGCGAUCUGAAUUUGAACAAGUCGUCAAGGUCGCUGAUCAAGUUUUGUCGAUUUUACCUUCCGAUGAGGAUGCAAUCCGAUGCAAAGUUGUGGCUCUAAUCGAAGCAAAAAAGUUCAAUGAUGCUCUCUCCGUUAUUAACUUGUUCCAGAAGCUUCCAAUGGAUCUAGGGUUUCAAAAGGCAUAUUGUUUAUACCGUCUAAAGAAGUUUGAUGAGGCCUUUGUGAGUUUAAAAGGUCUCGAGAGAGAUUCAAAGACUUUGCUUUUGGAGGCUCAUAUUUUGAACCGUUUGGGGAAAGUAGAUGCUUAUCAGAAACUAAGCAAGUCUAAGAUUAAGUGGUUAGAGGUUAAUCUAGUCGCGGCGUUGAUAGCAGCUGGAAAAGCUUCUCAAGUGCUAAAAGCAUUGGAGAGUUUGAAGAUCAAACCAACGACUACUUAUCAAUUGGCUUAUAAUACUGCUUGCUCUUUGAUCGAAAACAAUGACUAUGCUGAUGUUGAACAACUUUUGCUCACUGCCAGGAGAAUUUGUCAGGAAACUCUCACUGACGAUAAAUCUUCUGAUCUGGCCUCAAUUGCUGUUCAACUAGCAUAUGUUCAACAGGUUCUUGGACAAACUCAAGAAUCCACCAGCUCUUAUGUAGACAUUAUAAAACGUAAUCUGGGUGAUGAACUUACUAUUGCUGUUGCUGUGAACAACCUUGUUGCCUCGAAAGGUUCCAAAGAUAUUUCUGAUGGCUUGAGGAAGUUUGAUCGGCUGAAAGAAAAAGACUCCCAAAAUUUUCAGCUUUCUCAAGACCUCGAUGCAAAGCUUUCACAGAAAAAUAAGGAGGCUAUAUAUGCCAAUCGCGUCCUUCUACUCCUCCAUGCAAAUAAAAUCGCAAAGUUACCUCAGGCACGAGAACUUUGUGCUGCACUGCCCGGUAUGUUUCCUGAGAGUGUUGUUCCUACAUUGCUUCAAGCUGCUGUUUUGGUGAGAGAAAACAAGGCUGCCAAAGCUGAACAACUUCUGGGACAGUGUGCCGAAAAAUUCCCGGAAAAGUCUAAGUUGGUUCUCUUGGCCAGGGCACAAAUUGCUGCUUCUGCCAGUCAUCCUCAUGUAGCAGCAGAGUCCCUGUCCAAAAUACCUGAUAUUCAGCAUUUGCCUGCAACUGUUGCCACCAUUGUCGCCCUCAAAGAGCGUGCUGGGGACAAUGAUGGUGCUGCUGCUGUUCUUGAUUCAGCAAUUAAAUGGUGGUCGAAUUCGAUGACUGAGAGCAAUAAGCUUAGUGUAUUGAUGCCGGAGGCUGCUGCCUUCAAGCUCAGGCAUGGUCAAGAAGAGGAGGCUUCACGGCUAUAUGAGGAGAUUGUAAAAAAACAGAGUAGCAUAGAUGCUCUGGUUGGUCUUGUGACUACACUUGCUCAUGUCAAUGUUGAGAGAGCAGAAACUUAUGAGAAACAGCUUAAGCCCCUACCAGGUUUGAAGGCUGUUGAUGUGGAUAACCUAGAAAAGACCUCUGGUGCAAAACCCAUUCAAGGGUCUGCUGCUUCAUCGAGUCAGGAAGAAGUGAAGAAAGAGAAGGCGAAGAGGAAGAGAAAGCCAAAGUAUCCCAAAGGAUUCGAUCAGGCAAACCCAGGUCCACCCCCGGACCCUGAGAGAUGGCUUCCCAGAAGGGAAAGGUCAAGUUACAGACCCAAGAGAAAGGACAAGCGAGCCGCUCAAAUCCGUGGCUCGCAGGGUGCGGUGACGAAGGUUAAACAAGAAGCAGCUCCUUCAACUUCAAAGUCAAACCAAGCAGCCAGUUCUAAAGCCAAUGCAGCUGCGCCUUCUUCCUCUAAGGCCUCAAAAAAGAAGUCUAGAAGAUGAGCGAAACAACCUUUAAGAUUGUUUCAUAUGACUAGUUAGUAUAAUGAUUGGAAUGGUGGGACAAACAAAGCAAUGAAACAGUUAAUAACAUUUAUCGUUUUAAGGA
Arabidopsis lyrata subsp. lyrata is the source of this 2099-nucleotide messenger RNA. Its product is annotated as signal recognition particle subunit SRP72. NCBI's taxonomy places the organism in Eukaryota, Viridiplantae, Streptophyta, Magnoliopsida, Brassicales, Brassicaceae. Gene Ontology annotation, biological process: SRP-dependent cotranslational protein targeting to membrane. The record is from RefSeq and is a predicted model, not a curated record. Gene Ontology annotation, molecular function: 7S RNA binding; protein binding; ribosome binding. Gene Ontology annotation, cellular component: signal recognition particle, endoplasmic reticulum targeting.